AGAUAUCAGACAGAUGCGUGCGACAGUCGGAGAGUUUGAGUUUCAGAGGAAGGAUAUUAAACGUUAGCGUUUGCACUGUCGCUAACGGGGUCUGUGGGACAUACUGAGCAAAAGAUAAGGAAUGGCAGUUGAUAUUUGUUGCCAAUUGAGAGCCGUCUGGUAAGAGUUGAGAGCUUGUUUCGUUCUUAUACACAAGUGUUAUUAAUUACUCAUAAAUGCGAAUAUCAUUUGAACUGCCCUUACGUUGAUUUUCUGGAUUCUAUAGGCAUAGAUAUACAUUUUGCGCAAUGGAGCCCUAAAUAGUUGCAUAUUUUCUUUAAAAAUAUGACUUAUAGAACCGUUUUUAGACCCUGGAGACUUUCGAAGUUGCAGAAGAGCAACAAGAUAAACGUACAUAAUUUGGGCGAAAUCCACUGAAUCAACACUGAUUAACCAAUGCCAUCCCAUUGGUCACAGACGUCAGUUCAAUGUUUAGUUUUGAUUUACAUGUGGUUGAGUUAUCACUAACGUGAAUUCAAAUAAACAUGCCACCAUGUCAUUCGAUUUAGGCAAAAAGUUGGGUGAAAAAACGACGAAAUUCCCCAAUGUUGAUUUUUGUUGUUUCAAAUCCAAUCAGUUUUCCAAGUUGAUUCAUGGUCAUCAUAUUGAUUUUUUUGGUUGAAAGGACGUUGACUCAACCAGUUUUUGCCCAGUAGGAUGGGUCCUAAGACUUACCCCAGCCUCUUCUGCUGCCAAAAAAGGGUGACUUCAAGAGCUUGAGGGGGCAACACCACAACACAACCCUUACAGCCUGACACACACAACCAACACAAACACACACUGAACCUCCAGCCAUGCUGUCGAACGAGAGCUGUGAGAACAGCACCCAUAUCCACACAGACGGGAACCCGGUGGUGAGCACAGUGAUGUUCAUCCUGGGGGUGAUGGGGAACUUUAUCGCCCUGACCAUCCUGGGUGUCCACCGGAAGGAGCGGCGCACCAAGUCCUCCGUCUUCUGCAUCCUGGUGACGGGGCUGGCCCUCACUGACCUGCUGGGUACCUGCUUCCUUAGCCCCCUGGUGUUUGUGUGCUACGCCCGCCAGCGGUCCCUGCUGGGGCUCACUGGGGACCAGGGACUCUGUGGCCUCUUCGCCUUUGCCAUGACCUUCUUCGGCCUGGCCUCCAUGCUCAUCCUCUGUGCCAUGGCCGUGGAGCGCUGCCUGGCCAUCAGCCACCCCUAUUUUUACUCCAAGUGCGUCCGACGCAGCUUCGCCAAGGUGGCCCUCCUGCUUAUCUACAUCUUCACCUGCGCCUUCUGUGUUUUGCCAUUCUUCGGCUUUGGCCGCCACAAGCAGUACUGCCCGGGCACGUGGUGCUUCAUCAAGAUGGAGGCGGCAGGCGAGGGGGUGGACGAAGAGAGGAAGGUUCUGGCGUUCUCGCUGUCCUACGCCUCGCUCAUGGCGCUGCUGAUCGUGGCGGUGUUUGUGUGCAACGGCUCGGUGAUUGUCAGCCUGUGCCGGAUGCACCGCAGCCAGAUGACACGGCGUGGUUCGGUGGUGAACGGAGGGAGGAAGAGGAAGAUGAGUCUGGGCUGGUUCGGACAGGGGGAGGAGGAGAUGGACCACCUGAUGCUGCUGGCCUCCAUGACGGUCAUCUUCGUUGUCUGCUCCUUGCCGCUCACUAUUGCCGGUUUUGCCAAUGCCAUCGAGCCGGUGGGUGACGACCAGGAGAACCUGCUGGCGUUCCGUUUCCAGGCCCUCAACCCAAUCGUGGACCCCUGGGUCUUCAUCAUCUUCCGCAAGUCCGUGUUCCGCCACCUCCGCUCGCUGCUGUGCUGCCGCUUCACGGGGGGAGCGGUGAAGAACACGGCCCACUGCACCUUCUCCUUAACCCCUGACGACCACAGGGAGUCUCCCAAAUCCUUGCCCUCUGUUUCCUUGCAGCCCAAGCUAUACUCCAGCCUCUUAUGUGGGGGUGGGACUCGGGGCAGGAAAGAGGAUGGGAUUUAGGGAUGGAUGGAUGUGGGAGAGUAGACAAUUGGGGGAAGGGGUUCGGGAUUUAGGGUUUGGAGAACUAACUUUUUUGACCACUAGUACUUACCUUAUCCACUGUUGACUAGAAUGCAUAUAGUAUACCUAUGCAUGAGUAUACCGAUGCAUGAGCUACGUUUCAUACAUUCAUACAUGUUUCAUACAUGUGAGUGCCAUAUAAAAAGACUGCAAAGGAGUGGAUAAAGUGAGCGAUUAUGCCUCCAAACACUGAAAACAAAAAAAACUCCAAGCAACUGAAAUGGAUGUAUGCAGGAGAAGACCACUAAGGGGGAUUCAUUAUGGACAACCAGCCCUGGAAGG
Messenger RNA from Salvelinus sp. IW2-2015, 2330 nucleotides. Its product is annotated as prostacyclin receptor-like. Gene Ontology annotation, biological process: inflammatory response; adenylate cyclase-activating G protein-coupled receptor signaling pathway; positive regulation of cytosolic calcium ion concentration. Gene Ontology annotation, cellular component: plasma membrane. The record is from RefSeq and is a predicted model, not a curated record. Lineage: Eukaryota; Metazoa; Chordata; Actinopteri; Salmoniformes; Salmonidae. Gene Ontology annotation, molecular function: prostacyclin receptor activity.